Molecule: messenger RNA, 3320 nt
Organism: Nerophis ophidion (straightnose pipefish)
Lineage: Eukaryota; Metazoa; Chordata; Actinopteri; Syngnathiformes; Syngnathidae
Product: lecithin retinol acyltransferase-like
Exons: 2
Coding region: 775-1578 (267 amino acids)
Biological process (GO): retinol metabolic process
Molecular function (GO): phosphatidylcholine-retinol O-acyltransferase activity
Source: RefSeq, a predicted model, not a curated record
AGAAUGCCAUGCAGUGCUACUCUUCCGGGCUACACCCUCGCCAGCACCCCACAUCACCGUCCCCCUCCCUGCGUCGGUUGAGUAGCGCUGCAUGGCCUUCUGGGUAUUUGUUCUUUUGCGUUUAUGUUGUGUUAUAGUGCGGAUGUUCUCCCGAAAUGUGUUUGUCAUUCUUGUGUGAUGUGGGUUAACAGUGUGGUGCAUGUUUGUAACAGUGUUAAAUUUGUUUUUACGGCCACUGUCAGUGUGACUUGUAUGGCUGUUGGCUGUUGAUCAAGUAUGUCUUGCAGUCACCAACGUGUGUCAUAAUACAGAUAAAAAUGUUAAAUUGUUAGUAUGAGCAUAAACCUUUAUAUGACAGGCUACAUAUAUAUUUCAACUUGAAUAUAAAAAUACACAUAAAUAUCAAAAAAAUAAGAUUUUCCUAAAAAAACUCUUAGAUUGUUAGCAUGGACAUAGACUUUUAAAUAACGAGCUACAUAUUAAAUGAAAGUUAAUGGCUGUAAUUUUACAUGAAUUUGAAAGUAAUUUGAGAAAACAGAAAAUGAUAUGUAUAAUUAACUAGGUAUUUUUCUGUAAAAAAAAAAUUGAAAUAUACAUAGUUUGUCAUUACUGGCAUAUUACUUAAAAUAACAGGCGGUUUGUUUAAUUACAGAUAAUGUCUUCAAUUCUACAGUUUUAUAACCUAUUUCAAAAUAUAGAACAAUUACUGUAGAAAUUUAGAGUAAAUUUACCAUAAAAAAAUGAUUUUUUUAAAGUGUAUACUAAAAUGAUCACAUGAUCAGCUCAGCCCAAAGAGAACUUUUUUCAUCCUUCCUUGUGGGCUGCCGUGACGUCACGUCGCCCGAGCCCCCCAAUUGUGGUCGCCAGUGUGCGUUUAGGAGUGGAGUAGCGCGGGUCGUCAUGUUGGACACGCUCACCUUCUUUAUGGAGAAGUUCCUCUACUUCUUCGUCUCCUUCUUGUCUUCUUCUCCGUGUGCUCGUCACGCCGCGCACGCGCCUACCUCUCGCGCCGCCGUGCUCCGGCGCGGCGACCUGCUGGAGGUCCGGCGCACGCUCUUCACGCACUCCGGCAUCUACCUGGGCGACGACCGUGUGGCGCACCUCAUCCCGGACAUCCUCCCCGCCGUCACGUCGGACGCGCGCCUCCUGCGCCGCAAGGUGACCAACGCGCGCCUGCUUCUGGGUGUGCUCGCCAAGCGCGCGAGCGUCCGCGUGGACUCCGUGGAGGACUUCGCGUACGGCGCGCGCGUCCUGCUCAACGCAAUGGACGCGGCCGUGAGCCGGCCCGCGCUGCCCGGAGAGGAAGCGGCGCGGCGGGCGGAACGCUUGCUGGGCAGCACUCCGUACAGCCUGCUGUGGAACAAUUGCGAGCAUUUCGUUACGUGGUGCCGCUACGGCGAAGGGAGCAGCCUGCAGACGGAGCAGUUCUGCCAGUGGUUGAAGUCGCUGAUCCGAGACCAGAGGAACGUGGUUCUGGCCGCACUGCUGGGUGUCCUCUACCUGGCGUGUUUGGGCGUGUCGUCCAGCACUACCCUGCCUGCCAUCUUCAUCCCCUUCACACUUUGGAUGGCAAGCUAGAAAGUCCUGGAAGCAGGAGACUCAAACAUGAUCUGCUCUACAGGAAGUCACCUCAUGCCUGCAUCUGGCAGAUUUAGCACACAUAACUCAUGUAUGGUCAUGACUUGGAGCCAAACAAACAGCCAUGUGGCCUUCCGAUGGGAGUGCAUGCAUGCUCACAACACCGUCACCUUGCUAUUGUUAGUGUGUCCUGAGGGCGACGAAUGCUGCUGGGCGACACAAGGAACAAAUGCCGUGAGCUUUUCCACAGCACUUCGCUGUUGGGUUUGGAAUUUUCAUCUUACGGGGGUUGCGUGGUCGUAUCUUUAACCCAGGAGGAGACAAAGUGUGUUAAAUCUUUAAAAUAAGUUCAUUUCAGCAUGAGAGAGAUGUGACCAAUAAUAACCUUCUCCUGACCUCAGAAAGAUGUCAGAAAGCUAUCGCAAUGGCGACUACAGUGCUGUCCCCUCCCACGUGGAUGGAAGAUGUUGACAUAAAAAAAAUAUCUGCUUCUUUUUAAAGGCCUACUGAAAUGAGAUUUUCUUAUUUAAACGGGGAUAGCAGGUCCAUUCUAUGUGUCAUACUUGAUCAUUUCGCGAUAUUGCCAUAUUUUUGCUGAAAGGAUUUAGUAGAGAACAUCCACGAUAAAGUUCGCAACUUUCGGUGCUAAGAGAAAUGCCCUGCCUCUUCCGGAAGUCGCAGACGAUGACGUCACAUGUUGAUGGCUCCUCACAUAUUCACAUUGUUUUUAAUGGGAGCCUCCAACAAAAAGUGCUAUUCGGACCAAGAAAACAACAAUUUCCCCAUUAAUUUGAGCGAGGAUGAAAGAUUUGUGUCUGAGGAUAUUGAUAGCGACGGACUAAAAAAAAAAAAAAGUAAAAAAAAAAAAAAAACGCGAUUGCAUUGGGACGGAUUCUGAUGUUUUUAGACACAUUUAAUAGGUUAAUUCUGGGAAAUCCCUUAUCUUUCUAUUGUGUUGCUAGUGUUUUAGUGAGUUUAAUAUUACCUGAUAGUCGGAAGGGUGUCUCCACGGGUGUCUUGACGCGCAGUGUCUCAGGGGAGUCGACGGCAGCUAUGGACGGCACAAGCUCAGCUUUUCUCCGGUAAGAACUGACUUUUUAACCACAUUAUCUCACCGAAACUUGCUGGUUGACAUGUGGUCGGGAUCCAUGUUCUCUUGACCGCGCUCUGAUCCACAGGAAAGUUUCACCUCCAGGAAUUUUAAACAAGGAAUCACCGUGUUUGUGUGGCUAAAGGCUAAAGCUUCCCAACUCCAUCUUUCUACUGUGAAAUCUCCAAUAUUAAUUGAACAAAUUGCAAAAGAUUCAGCAACACAGAUGUCCAAAAAACUGUAUAAUUAUGCCGUUAAAGCAGACGACAUUUAGCUGUGUGUGUGCGCAGGGCUCAUACUUGCUAAAAACCUGUGACGUCUUGCGUACACGUCAUCAAUACACGACGUUUCGAAAACGAAACUCCCGGGAAAUUUAACAUUUUAAUUUAGUAAACUAAAAAGGCCGUAUUGGCAUGUGUUGCAAUGUUAAUAUUUCAUCAUUGAUAUAUAAACUAUCAGACUGCGUGGUCGGUAGUAGUAGGUUUCAGUAGGCCUUUAAGCUACUUUUAAAUGACAAUAUUUCACAUAAUAAUUGAGUUGAAUUGGCUCGUGUUUAUUACAUCGAUGUUAAUGAUAACAUCAAGGCACUGGAUUUUUCAUUGUACUGAAGAACACACAUGUUUGAAUUUAUUAAACCACUGAUGCUCUUCUA